CUUCGCGGUAAUUUCAGUCACGUCGAUCAUAUUUUCCAAAUGUCAUUAUCAAAAGUCACUCAAAUUAUUUCAUGAUUUCAAUUGUGUUCGCAAUAUUUUAAUUUGAAAUUCUUAAUAACUUCUAAAAUAAUUCCACAACCUUUGUGUAAACUAUAGGAAUUCGGAUUUAAUGUAAUAAGUUCAAUGCACUGAAAGUGAACUUUCCCUCCAGUUUAAUUUCCACGUCUACACCAAUUAAGAAAAGCAGGACGAUCUCAGAGGGCACCAAAAACUGAGUCCUACCACAACAUUUGCCGACUGGAUUGUACCAACUGCUGUGAGCAACACAAAGAUUCCAUCAGAGAAAGUCAUAAGUAUAUUUCAUUAGUCAGACCAUCAAAUGAAAUUGCACCACCGACUGGCGAGGCUUCUAUAAAAGCAGAAAUAUUCCCGUCACCGUUAACAGUUCAUUUCAGAGCUGAGACCUCGUCAUGCAUCUACAGGAACUGUUCUUGGUCGUAGCCGUGCUUUUGCCCCAAUGCUUGAGGGCCCUUCGCUAUAGUCAGGGCACUGGCGAUGAGAACUGUGAGACCCUCAAGUCCGAGAUACAUCUGAUCAAGGAGGAGUUCGAUGAGCUGGGGCGCAUGCAAAGAACCUGCAAUGCCGAUGUCAUAGUCAACAAAUGCGAAGGACUUUGCAAUAGUCAAGUUCAGCCCUCGGUCAUCACGCCAACGGGGUUUCUGAAAGAGUGCUACUGUUGCCGCGAAAACUUUCUCAAGGAAAAGGUGUUCACUCUGACCCAUUGUUACGAUGCGGACGGCACUCGUCUCACCUCCCCUGAGAAGGCUACCAUGGACAUUCGCUUAAGAGAGCCUACUGAGUGCAAGUGCUUCAAGUGUGGCGAUUUUACACGCUAAGCUUUACACAUUUGUAUGUCCAUACUACUCGCGAUACAUAAAAAUAAAGUUUCUAU
This is a messenger RNA of Drosophila nasuta, 952 nucleotides long. It is a transcript of the gene Pburs, whose product is annotated as bursicon subunit partner of burs. Gene Ontology annotation, molecular function: neuropeptide hormone activity; G protein-coupled receptor binding. The coding region runs from base 471 to 896 and encodes 141 amino acids. Lineage: Eukaryota; Metazoa; Arthropoda; Insecta; Diptera; Drosophilidae. The record is from RefSeq and is a predicted model, not a curated record. Gene Ontology annotation, biological process: G protein-coupled receptor signaling pathway. The transcript is spliced from 4 exons. Gene Ontology annotation, cellular component: extracellular region; bursicon neuropeptide hormone complex.